GAUCAACAAAAUGGCUUCAUUUUCCUUGCCGCAUAUUCACGAUAAUCCAGACGGAGGUUGGGGACCAUCGUCCUCGAAUAUCCCCGAGCAAUUCAAGUUCAAGGAUAUCCCCUACGCACCCUAUUCAAAAUCUGAUAAACUUGGCCGGUUUGCGGACUGGAACGAUAAUUUAGACGGCCGUCAAACUGCUGUCGGUCUUCCAACUACUCAGAAUGUUCGUGGCGGUGGUGCGGGACGCAACAGAAGAGAUGGGGCUCAGGCAUUUGGAAGUGGAACGGCGAGUGCUUUCGCUUACUUCCAUGUCGAGGAUGAGGCAAGCUUCUCUCUCGUCGACAACAAACCUGCUCCACCUCGCAGAGGCGGUGCCUUUACCCGUGGAAGAGGAUCUGCUAGGGGGACUGGGAACUAUGCUGCACGGGGUAAUCAGAGAGGCGGUCGUGGAGGGUACAAUAAUAAUCGUGGUGGUGCUCAGCGUGGCGGAAGAAGGGGAUGGAGAGACUGGGAAAAGAACAAUCGUACUCGUGAAUCUUCUGUGGCGAUCUCUCCACAGUGGCGGAUGCUUGAAGAAAUCGAAUUCCAUCGGCUCGCCAAAUUGAGGCUCGAAGUUGAUGAGCCCGAGAAUGUAGACACAUACGGCAAAGUGUUUGCAUACGAGAAAUCUUAUGAUCGGAUAACCACAAAAACCGAGCGUCCUUUACAGCUCGUCGAUCGCAUUAAGUAUAAUACGACAACCUCUGAUGAUCCAGUCAUCCAGGAACUUGCUGCAAAAAAUACCGCUACAGUCUACACCACAGAUGCUAUCCUCAGUGUACUCAUGUGCGCACCCCGUUCCGUGUACCCAUGGGACAUUGUCAUUCUCCGAGAAGGAAAUAACUUGUAUCUUGACAAACGUGAUGGUGGCCCAUUCGACACUGUGACAGUGAACGAGAACGCGUCCGAUCCUCCGCAGGACCCUACUCCUCCUAACCCCAACAAUCCAAAUGAAAAGGCUGCUCCAGAAGUUCCUUCAAUCAACUCGGCUACAUCUUUAUCACUGGAAGCUACUUACAUCAACCAAAACUUUGGCUUCCAAUCAGUCAUUGAGAACGGUACCCCUGCCCCGGUUGACUUUGCCCAUCCAAAUCCUUUCUACGGCCCUGAAGAAACUGAGCCGCUCGCAUCCUGCGGUUACCGCUACCGUGUCUUCGACCUUGGUAUCACUGAAGAUGAAGAUAUCAAGAUUUGCGUUCGUACUGAAGUGGAUGCCUAUAUUGCAGGACAGGGCAAUCCCCGAGAGGGCCAAGGUUUGGUGACGAUACGUGCACUAAACGAAUUCGAUCCUCGCGCGCAGGGAGCCGGCGGUGCACCGGACUGGCGUUCGAAGUUGGAUUCUCAACGCGGUGCUGUCGUUGCUACGGAGAUGAAGAACAACAGCUGCAAGCUCGCCAAAUGGACAGUGCAGAGUGUGCUGGCAGGGGCAGACCUCAUGAAAAUUGGGUAUAUCUCGCGAGGGAACCCAAGGGACAACACCCGCCACGUGAUUCUCAGUACUGCGUCGAUGCGUCCUACCGAUUUCGCGGCGCAACUUAACGUAUCUCUCGCCAACGGAUGGGGAAUCGUCAGGACCGUCACUGAUCUAUGCAUGAAGAUGCCUGAGGGCAAAUAUGUCUUAAUCAAAGAUCCCAACAAGUCUGUAAUCCGUCUAUACGCUGUUCCUCUUACCGCGUUCACUACCGAGGAUGAGGAAGGAGAAGCUUUCGAAGAAGAUCCCGAGUCCACCGCUUGAGAGUGUAGAGUGUAUAACAGCACGAUGUACGGACAUAAAAUGACGACUUCGAAUCAAUCAUGCAUCUUUCGAUGAUAGUUUAGAAGUUAUAUAUGAUGAUAUCAUGCGCAGACUUGUUGUAUACAAGCUGAUGUGACGGCUGACAUGAUGCGAGAUCUAACGAGACACUGUCUUUAUCUUGAUGAACUUAACAAAAUUUCCACCGCUCCUUCGACGUUAGGGCUUCGUUGAAGAGCUGCAACAACAACUGCCCGUUGGACAUCGGGGAACAUGCCAGUCAGCUGCGUAAUUUCCGCCUCGCUUGGAACACGCAUGCCCGGUCCCGCACUAUCUGCUCUCCCUGUCAGUUCGUUGACCCACUCCCUCAUGACAGAGCUGCCCGUAUUUUCUUCGGUACUGCCUGUCCGAGUGCCUGUAACAUCAGCCGAUGCUGGACGAGCCGUCGUUAUCACUUCUUCAUUACCUACUCUGGCUUCAUCUGUUCGAGUGGUAGUGCGAGGCUCCGGACGAGCGCGUGUAAGACGACGGGGGGGUCGAGUGGAACCAAUAAGCGGAAGCAAAAAUCGCGUCGCAAAUCGCCUGACGGGCGAUGACAAGCGCCAACUCUUCAAGUCUGUCAGAUCCGAGCGAUAUAUUUGCCCAGUAA
Molecule: messenger RNA, 2411 nt
Organism: Serpula lacrymans var. lacrymans S7.9
Lineage: Eukaryota; Fungi; Basidiomycota; Agaricomycetes; Boletales; Serpulaceae
Exons: 7
Coding region: 11-1765 (584 amino acids)
Biological process (GO): translational initiation
Cellular component (GO): cytoplasm; eukaryotic translation initiation factor 3 complex
Molecular function (GO): translation initiation factor activity
Source: RefSeq, a predicted model, not a curated record